GCUGCACAUUAUACUGACAGGCAACUGAUAGCACCAUGUAUCAUCAGACAUGAUAGUGGUUUUAUUGUAAGGAGAUUACCAUUCUGCUCCUUAUAACUAGCAACAGACUCGAUCGUGGAUUUGGGCAAAAAAGAUCUCAUUGAGAACUCAUUACGAAUAAGGAUUCACGGGUGAUUGUAUAUGAUUUAGAAAUGAAUUGGCAUCGGAUCAUCCUCGUGUUCCUAAUGACUCUUCUCAUGCAGUACAGUAAUCACAUGGUCAGCUGCGUCAUAACAGAUGUACAAUUAAUUGGAGGUCCAGCAUCUAAUAAAGGUACAGUAGAGGUCAAGCAAGAUGGCGGCGAUUGGGAGACGACAUGUGGAAUGAAUCUUGACAUUAAUGAUGUCAUCGUCAUCUGCAGACAGUUAGGAUUCACAGGAGCAAGCCUAGCAGUGAAGACCACACCUUAUGGACAGAAUUCAAAUCCUGUCAUUGGGUUGGAUUGUAACGGAAGAGAACAUCAUCUUGGUUGCUUCGAGGGCGGGACAGGUAAUGAUAGAGUAUUCACCGGUGAUUAUAUGACUCAAGUUCCAAACAUGACCAUUUCGUCUUGCAUAAAUUUCUGUAACCAAUCAUCUGAUGCGAACUAUACAUACGCUGGCGUUGAAAAUGGAAAAGAAUGUUACUGUGGUGAAGCGAGUGAUAACUAUACUAGACAUGGAAAACGAUCGGACGAUCAAUGUCAUGUUGCAUGUUCAGGAGACCCCACGGACAGCUGUGGUGGGGCAGGACACAUAGCUGUAUUUAGCAGUGAGUAUCAUUCUUGA
Molecule: messenger RNA, 806 nt
Organism: Lytechinus pictus (painted urchin)
Lineage: Eukaryota; Metazoa; Echinodermata; Echinoidea; Temnopleuroida; Toxopneustidae
Exons: 4
Coding region: 192-806 (204 amino acids)
Cellular component (GO): plasma membrane
Source: RefSeq, a predicted model, not a curated record